Grus americana (Whooping crane) is the source of this 3515-nucleotide messenger RNA. It is a transcript of the gene TMEM125, whose product is annotated as transmembrane protein 125. The record is from RefSeq and is a predicted model, not a curated record. The transcript has 3 exons. Bases 692 to 1354 code for a protein of 220 amino acids. Lineage: Eukaryota; Metazoa; Chordata; Aves; Gruiformes; Gruidae.
UGCACCUGCCCGGGCGAGAGGUGAGGGCUUGCAGCCUAUCGUCGGUGCUGCCUGCGCCGCACCAGGAAGGGGAGCCAUCAGGAGCACCUGUUUCUUGGCAGACAUUUGCCACAGGAAGGGAAGAGAUUUUUCCCCAUGAGCUCCCUCGUUAGCUCAAUCCAGUGGAAGGAAAGCCAGGAAAAACCAUUGCUGCCAGCCAGGAGCAGAGAACAGUGCAGGGCUGUGGCGUGUGGGCAGCGUCUGCUGCAGCAAAUUUUGCUGGACUAUCCUGGUCUCCAUGAUGCUCACAAGGUCCACAUAGCUCCAUAAAACCCUUCCAAAGCUGGAAGCACUGCAGGAGCCUGUCCCACCCCCAGGCUUCCCCUCCUGAACGCUGUGGAUGAAACACACGGGAAAGGAAGGACACAGCCUUGGUCAUUCCAUUACGAUGCUGCUCUGGGGAUGCUCCACCAUGUCCUGCAGCCCUGCCUGGAGAGCGGGCUCAGCCCCAGCACACGGACUGUAACUCUCCAGGUGGCACUGCUGCAGAAGGGAGCUCCACCAGGCUCCAAAGAAUGAGACGGAGGCACUCCCGCUUGAGAAAUGCACCUGCCUUCGCAACCAUUGCUGCCUUGACCCUCCACUUUGCUGUAAGGAUCUAGGUUCAUCUGUGCAACUGCCCUGCCGUGCCCUCUCCACCUAGCCGCCCACCAUGCCGGAGCUGGCAGAGCUGAGCACCCCCCGCACCCCUGCAGACGCGGACCACAUCCAGAGGAACAUCCUGGAGGAGCACGUGGAACUCUGGUGGUUCCAGGACCCCAAGAAGUCCAUCCUGUGCUAUGGGAUGGCUGUGGUGCUGAUCCUGGCCUGCGGGAUCGGGGGCAUCAUCCUGCUGUAUAGCACGAGCAGCCGGUCUGGGGAGUGGCGGCUGGCCGUGGGCACCACACUCUGCCUCCUGGCCCUGCUCGUGCUGCUGAAGCAGCUGCUGAGCUCUGCAAUCCAGGACAUGAACUGCAUCCGCAGCCGGGAUCAGAUUGAGCUCCUGAAGAGUGGGGGCUUCUCAGACUGCCUGGUGCUGCUGCUCAGUGCCCUGGUGCUGGUGGUCUGCGGGGUCGUGCUCACCAUCCUCUCCACCACAACCAUGCAGCUCAGCCCUGCACGGCCACUGGCCAGCAUGUUCACCAGCGGGGUUGUCCUCCUGACUGCUGGCAGUGCCAUCCUCCUCUGCCUGCUGCUCUACCUGCUCUGCACCUCCUGCCACCAGGCUGCUCCUCGGAGCCUGGAGACCGGCGAGAUCCGUGUCUUCACCAUCUCCGGCCGCCUCGCCGCUAACAGGCGGCUUCCUCCCACCUCCAGCAUGGCCAACCUGAUCUGACCCAGCACACCCCUGCGUGAGCCUCCAAUAUGACCCGUCAGCAGGGCUUGUGCCGGCCUUUCCCGAAGGAAGGGCAAGCAUUGCGGUGUGCCUUGCGCUUCUUUCGGAGAUGAUUGGCAUUUGCUUUGCCCCAGGCUGACAGCACAGCAGGGACUUGGGGUGCCUGGACGGGCCCUGUGACCUGGCACAUUAGGAGUGCAGCACCAGUCUGGUUGGCGUUUUAUCUCUGCAAAGCCUCCUGCGACAGCUGCUGACCCCGUCACAGAGUUAAGGUGAGCCUGUCCUGUACCCCUGGGGACUCCAGUACUUGCUUGGUUCCUGCGGUUCCCGGAGCUGUGUCGUGUACUCUCCUGGCAGGAGAGGCUGUGAUUGCAGGCGGUAUAAAGCCACCCUGUGCUCUGUGCGGAGCCGCCAGCUCCUGAGCAAAGUAGAGCCUCUAGCAGCUGAUGAAUGGCAGGAAAUAUUCCGCACAUCAGCAGGCAUGCAGUGCGAGUGAAGGGAGCUCAGUGGGAGGUACGGCUGCAGGGGCUGCUCCCGAGAAAGCACCUGUGUGUCUGUGGGAGUGAGAGUGGGAUUUGCAUGGGAUUCUGUGUGCCAGAGCCCCAGUAUGGCCAGACCUCACAUGAAAUGCCGUUUGUGUUGGCAAUGCCAGGAUCUGUUCCAAUAUGACCUUUCUGCAGCCCACCAUCUUCCGUGGUUUAUCAAAGGGGUGAUCAAAGGGUGUCGGUGUCAGGGCGCUGAAGGGUUAUCAGUGCUGGACUGUGUGUUGCGGCUCUGGUUUAUCUCUACAAGGUGUCUAUCACUGAGGUGUCUUUCCCAGAGGCAGACUAACAAUUCACCCCCCUGGGAGCUUUUCCUGUGACUUGAGGCUAAUUUACCCGCCAAAAUUCUCAUUUCCCCCCACAGUCCCGUAAAACAUUUCACUGCCCUUUCCAUAGACACAGAUCCUAACCUCCUAGUGAAGCUGCUCCUGCGCAACCUUCUCCUCAUCUUCCUGUCUGCUCCUAUCUCCCCCUCACUUGAGCUGCUCUGCCCCGUCAUUAUUUUUGCUCAUUAUUUCCCAGGUUCCCUCUGUAAUGGAACAAGACUGAGCUAUUGGGUUUUGGUGCCUGGUAGCAAAUUGAUUUGGAAAAGGACAGUAGCUCAUUCCCUUAGUAACAGCACAAAUCACUGUCCAUGUUACACCUGGAGGUAGAGUUCAGCAUCAGUGAACCCCGCCAGGUAUACACUGGACAAUGAGGACUUCAUCCCUUCACAGCUCCAGACCACACUAUCGCCAAUGCACUCAGAUCGCCUGAGGGCACUUCUGUAUUCAUUUGCUCUUACCCUGCUCCUGCUGGCUUUCCUUCCCCCAAAGCCUUGGAUUAUUUUCCCAAAGUAUGAGAACAUCAUUCUGACUUUUCUGGAUCUCUGUUAUUUCUACAUUUUCCUCUGCCACUUUCAGAUCAUCCACAGAUUUUAUUAAACGGCUGUUUCCUCCUCUCUCUGCAUCACUUCUCUUAAUCUGCCCAAGAAUUCAGAGGGUGUUACUGAGCUCAGGCCCUCCUGUGCUAAAUCCUCUGUCAUGCAAAGAGCCGUCCUUCCCCUCCGGGCUGUUUGACCCCAGGUCCACCAGGGACCCCUGUGCAUCCACAGGGAGGGGCAGGCCAGAGACGGACAAUUUUGCACCAUCACCAUUGCUGCUGCUCUGCACGUGUGUUGGUGCAUGUGCAGUUAUGCCAAGAUGCACCGUCUCUGCCUGCAUCAGCGCUUCAGCAGUUACUCCAAGGUCCCCCAACCUGCAGAUGUAGAAAGGCCACAGCUGCCUGCACACCAGCUGUUUUGCACAUCUGGGCAUUUCUGUGAAGAUGCGUGACUGUGCCCAGCUCGCAGUUUCACGCUGCCUGCAUAUCAAUGUGAAUCCUCCCCUCCAUAGCCCCUUCAAAAUGUGCCCCAAGUGCCCAUGAAUUGUGCCAGAAAGGGAUGCUCGUGGGCCACGUCAGCAACCUGAGGAGUAAUGGCUGAGAACAAGCUGUCUCUGAGGAUGGCGGUUUGGGGUCUGGCUGCCCAGGUGGACAGCCUGCGCUGCCCCCGUCACUGACUCACCUCCUGCAGCAGCAGUGCUGGUUUGUUCCUUUCUCGGUUCCUGUGUUGUGCGUGGAAAUACAUUAAUAAAGUGUUG